AGUGAGCGAGAGGGCGAGGCACGAGGCUGCAGCGGCGCCGGGGAGGCGCUGGGUGUCGCUGUUCCUGCGGCCGCCUCCCCAUCACCCCUUGCUCGCUAGCCCCGCCCGUUCCUUCCCUGCGCCGCCAUUGUGGUGACCGGCUCGCCGCUCCGCACCAUGUCGUCCCACAAGACCUUCAAGAUCAAGCGAUUCCUUGCCAAGAAGCAAAAGCAGAACCGGCCCAUCCCACAGUGGAUACGCAUGAAAACUGGCAAUAAGAUCAGGUACAACUCCAAAAGGAGACAUUGGAGAAGGACCAAGCUGGGCUUGUAAAGAGCUGCUCUAAUGGGAACUCUAAUGACACAUGCGUCUCUCCUGCCCCAAGUCCUGAAAUACACAUUGCUACAAAAACCAUCACUGACCCAUUUUGGAGUGUUGAAUCUUGUUCUUCCCUCUCUCGCCCCGCACCCCUAAAAACAAAACCAUACCAAACUGUAGUCUUGAAAGAUAACUUUAAUAGACUCUUUGGAAUAUUAUAACUGAAAAAUGAAGACUCUGUUCAAUUAGUGUUCUUUAUUUCUGUACUCAAAUAUAUUGACUUAAUUUGUAUUGCCAGUUUGCAGGUUUGUUAAUAAAUAUGAGCAUUAUUGAUCCUUUGAA
This is a messenger RNA of Caretta caretta (loggerhead turtle), 639 nucleotides long. It is a transcript of the gene RPL39, whose product is annotated as ribosomal protein L39. The record is from RefSeq and is a predicted model, not a curated record. Gene Ontology annotation, cellular component: ribosome; cytosolic large ribosomal subunit. Lineage: Eukaryota; Metazoa; Chordata; Testudines; Cheloniidae. Gene Ontology annotation, biological process: translation. Gene Ontology annotation, molecular function: structural constituent of ribosome.